Molecule: messenger RNA, 2777 nt
Organism: Lutzomyia longipalpis
Lineage: Eukaryota; Metazoa; Arthropoda; Insecta; Diptera; Psychodidae
Exons: 7
Coding region: 125-2554 (809 amino acids)
Molecular function (GO): dopamine receptor binding
Source: RefSeq, a predicted model, not a curated record
CUGUCAAAUUAAAAACUAUCGACAUUUCUCAUUCCUAAUUUUUGUGCGUGGAAACUCUGAAGUUUUAGUGUGAAAAAAUCCUUUUUUGUGUCUCCCCCAGCACUCGUCGAGACAGGCUUCCCUGAUGGCCGAGGACGAGGACAAAAGCUGGUGCGAUAGCGUGCGCUUCAACGGAGGCGACACGUACCCUCCGGGAAUGUCGUAUGGCUUCCUGGAGGACUACCAGAUGCCCCCAAUUGGGCAGCAUCAGAUGCACCCUGUGCAUCCAAUGGUGCAGAAUCCGCCACAAGGUGCAUCCACGCAUGUGGCGCCAGAGGAUAACUUUACGGUGCUCUCAAUGGGGCACGGUAGCUACUUACGGCUGUACCACAACAAAGAUGAGGCAGCCAAGUUCAACAACUACGAGCUUUUUUCUGCCCCAAAUCCCGCCUUUCAGGCUGCCCCGGGGAUGCCGACGCGCCCCAGCGAGGUACCACCGCAAAAUGAUUCGUCUUACUCCACCAACAUGUUCCUGAAUCAGCUCGUGGGGAAUUGGGCGCCAAAUGUCUCGGGGACAUACACCCCAUUUGGCGAGGUGGUUGAUAAGGCGGAGGAUGCAGCUGCCGGGACGCUACCGUGUGCGAGUCAGCGUGCUCCGGAUGCGGUCAGUGGUCCGGAAAUGGUGGGGAAACCGUUUGAAAUCAAUCGACCGGCACCACUCACGGAGAAUGGUCAGAGUCAGCUGCGUGACGCGAAGAAGCCACGAAUGGUGGCUGAAGUGAAACCCAUGCGAAUGACUUAUUCAGACGUUCUCAGCAAGAAUGUCGCCAUUAACACUGCCCCCAGCGCUGCUGCCACUGCUCCCACCCCCAAGACGCCGCAGAGUGAGAAGAAGGGUGGCGAGAAGAAGUCCACGCAUGGGCAGGAAGGGCAGCCAAAGGCGAAGAAGACAUCAACCCCAUCAGCGAGGGUUGAAUCCCACGGGCCGGCUGCACAACAGGCUGCUUCCACAAAGGAUACAUCCCAGAGUGCUUCCGAUGAUAGUCAUCCCAAGGAGCCGAAGAAGGAGUCCAAGACUGCCAAGAAGAAAACUACGACAAAGGGUGGGCAGAAGACGAGCAAACCCAAUGGAAAUCGGAAACCGAAGAAUUCAAAGUACAACCACGUGUCGGACAACAAUGAUGAUGAGGAAGAGAUUGAGGAUGAGGCAAAUGACGAUGAAGGCGAUGAGAUGGGAUUCUUCUACAAUGUGGCAAAGACGAGCAACACCACCGAUCCCGCGUACACGGAAAAAUCCAGCAAGGCGGUGUUGAAUAGCAAGACGCGCCCCCGGAAUUCCGCAUCGAAUCCACGCAGCUCAUCGACGAGGAAUCGCGGUGAGAGCAGCUCGAUGUACGCAUCGAGACGCACAGCGAGGCAGAAGAAGAAUGAGAAGUACAUUUUCCUGCUGCGAAUGCUGGAGCUUUGGCUGGACUACCUGCUGAAGGCUCUCAUGUGGCUCGUCUCCCUCGUGACGGACAUUGUGUGGCUGAGCUAUGGGAUUGUGUGCGACAAGGUGUGCGCGGGAUAUGCCUUCGUGCGGCAACACUACAAGACCGUGGCGAAGGAGGUGCGAAAUAGUGCAAAUCUCCACCGACGCUUCCUCACCUACUUGGACAGGAAGUUCUCAAAGAAUUCCAAGUGGGCCUUCUGGAGGCGCCUCUUCCGUCGUGCAACACCCCUCGAUACAGCCGGUCUUGGCGCCGCUGGCGGGGGUGGCGGGGAGUUCUACAAGAAUGGGAGACUUCCGCAAACGGGCGAGGAGGCCAUGUAUUCACUUCUCAAUUGCAAAGGGAAGGACGCCUACAGCAUUCUCGGGGUGAGUCAGGAUUGUUCGCAGGAGCAAAUACGGAAGCACUACAAGAAGAUUGCUGUACUCGUGCAUCCGGACAAGAAUAAGCAGCCAGGGGCUGAGGAGGCCUUCAAAGUUCUUCAGAGGGCGUUUGAACUCAUUGGAGAACCGGAGAACAGACAAGCCUACGAGCGUAACCUUGCCGAAGCCCUGAAUGCUGAGAAAGCCUGGACGGAGCUGAAUGAUCUCCUGACGCAGCUCCAUGCAAAAAUUGCCGAAGCUGCCAAUACAAUUCGCUGCAGCAGUUGCGGCUUGAGGCAUCCACGGAAACCAACGGGGCGACCCCACUAUGCGGCCAGAGAGUGCAAUUCGUGCAAAAUUCGACACUCUGCAAGAGAGGGUGACAUUUGGGCCGAGACGAGCUUCAUGGGGAUCUGUUGGAAGUACUUGGCACUGAUGGAGGGGAAUGUGUACGAUAUCACGGAAUGGGCCAACUGCCAGAAGGGCGCCUUGUCGCACCUACAGCCCAAUUCACAUUCAGUCCAAUAUAGAAUUGUUCUGGGGAAUCAGCAGCAGCAGCAGCAGCAACAACAGCCCGGCACCAGUAGCAUGGAUGGCAAGAAAGAGGCAAAAAAGGAGCCACAAUUCAGUCGUCCGAGCUUGGAUGAUUUCCUAACAAAUCUCUACGGUGGACCAAAUCAACAAUCUCAGUUCUCAUCGAAGCGCCGAACGAAGAAGAAUUAAUUCUUUUAGCAAGUUCAGCAUCAUUUCGUUCUCCACUCUUUUUUCCGCUUCUUCUUGGACACUUGUGGUAUGUGGAUGCCACACGAGAAAAAAAAAUGAAUGAAUUCGUAGAUUUACUCUCGCUCCUAGAGAUCGUUUUGACUUCUAGCAAACAGAAUUACUAACACACAAACUGAACUACUUUUUUUGAGUUAUUCGCUGAUUAAAGAAUUAGAAUAACGCA